Messenger RNA from Penicillium hordei, 704 nucleotides. RefSeq names its product ferredoxin family 2Fe-2S iron-sulfur cluster binding protein. The transcript has 3 exons. Gene Ontology annotation, biological process: P450-containing electron transport chain; positive regulation of oxidoreductase activity. The record is from RefSeq and is a predicted model, not a curated record. Bases 36 to 644 code for a protein of 202 amino acids. Gene Ontology annotation, cellular component: mitochondrion. Gene Ontology annotation, molecular function: 2 iron, 2 sulfur cluster binding. Lineage: Eukaryota; Fungi; Ascomycota; Eurotiomycetes; Eurotiales; Aspergillaceae.
UCCCCUUCUAAUUUAUUUAUUCACUUAUCUGCAACAUGGCUUUCUGGCGUGGGGUUGGUCAGCAAUUGCGCCGUGUAUCCAAGACCGGGGAUGUUUGUUUGACUCAAUCGCGGAGAUGCCUAAGUUAUUCAAGGUCAUGGAAGAACACCGGAAUCACAACACCCAUUCGCUCGCAAAUCAAAGCACAGGGAAGCCUUCAAUCACCUUGGCAAGGAUAUAAUACGUCCCGGCGUACUUUCUCAGUGACUGCCCAAGCUGCGCAUGGUCAUAUCACGCCGCCAAAGGCCGGAGAAGAGAUCAAUUUGACUUUCAUCGACAAGGAUGGCACCAAGAUAGACCUCCAGGUUGCCGAGGGCGAUAACCUACUCGACAUCGCACAGGCCAAUGACCUUGAAAUGGAAGGUGCGUGUGGAGGAUCUUGUGCCUGCUCAACGUGCCAUGUGAUUGUGGACGAUCCAGAGACCUUUGAUAAAAUGGAAGAACCAUCGGACGACGAGAACGACAUGUUGGAUCUGGCUUUCGGGCUUACCGAGACCUCUCGGUUGGGCUGCCAGGUGAUCAUGACCAAGGAUCUUGACGGAUUGGUUGUGCGAUUGCCAUCCAUGACACGGAAUCUCCAGGCAAGCGACUUUGAGUCGAAAUAAAGAGACCAGCAGAAACCCCGGGUGGGACUGUUUGGAUUUUAAAUACCCUCAUAUCUUAUC